Messenger RNA from Lampris incognitus (smalleye Pacific opah), 636 nucleotides. Its product is annotated as glucagon-1-like. The transcript has 5 exons. Lineage: Eukaryota; Metazoa; Chordata; Actinopteri; Lampriformes; Lampridae. Gene Ontology annotation, molecular function: glucagon receptor binding; hormone activity. Bases 1 to 636 code for a protein of 211 amino acids. Gene Ontology annotation, biological process: response to starvation. Gene Ontology annotation, cellular component: extracellular region. The record is from RefSeq and is a predicted model, not a curated record.
AUGAAGAGCGUCCCGUCUCUGGUCGGUGCUGUCCUGCUCCUGGUCCAUCUGCAGGCCAGCUGGCAGCUUCCUCUGCUGGAGGCCGACGACAGGUCAAGUUUAGAGGCCGAAACCGUGGCGGCGGACGAGCCGAGGGGAGAGGCGGACGCGAAGAGACAUUCGGAGGGGACUUUCUCCAACGACUACAGCAAAUACCUGGAGGACAGGACGGCGCAGGACUUUGUCCGCUGGCUGAUGAACAACAAGAGGAGUGGCGCCGCGGCAAAGCGCCACGCGGACGGGACCUACACCAGUGACGUCAGCUCCUACCUCCAGGACCAGGCCGUCAAGAACUUCGUCGCCAUGCUCAAAUCUGGACAAGCUGGCACAGCGUCCCAUCUUGAAAUGCACAGGGAGGCGCUCAGCAGGAGACACGUAGACGGGAGCUUCACCAGCGACGUGAACAAGGUUCUGGACUCCAUGGCUGCAAAGGACUAUUUACUCUGGGUCAUGACCUCCCAGCCCUCAGGAGAGGUAAUGGGGACUACAACAGAGACAAGGCCAACAUCAUCAUCUCGGCCUCGUAACGUUCAGCAGGAGGCCCACUGCAGGUCCCCGCCGGCGUCCCUCGGCGUGCUGCACACCUUAACGGAAUAG